Messenger RNA from Oreochromis niloticus (Nile tilapia), 1445 nucleotides. Its product is annotated as lamin-A-like. The transcript has 11 exons. Gene Ontology annotation, biological process: T cell receptor signaling pathway; regulation of cytokine production. The record is from RefSeq and is a predicted model, not a curated record. Lineage: Eukaryota; Metazoa; Chordata; Actinopteri; Cichliformes; Cichlidae. Gene Ontology annotation, cellular component: external side of plasma membrane. Gene Ontology annotation, molecular function: signaling receptor binding. Bases 24 to 1445 code for a protein of 473 amino acids.
CUGAUGAACUAAGACAUGGAAACAUGUCACUGAAACUCUCCAGUGUGAAUGUGUCUGAUAAGGGGACAUAUAAAUGCUACAUCGUUGAAAUGGAUAAAGAAUUUUAUAUUAACCUUGUUGUUGCAUCAGAUAUUGGUUCCUCACCAGUCCUCAGUUUGGCAGGGACUGAUGUUGAGAAAGGAGAAGUAACACUGAAAUGUGAGUCUGCAGCCUGGUAUCCAGAGCCCGAGCUGCUGUGGUUGGACGGUGAGGGAAACCUCCUCUAUGCUGGACCUACAGAGACCCUCAGAGGUCCUGAUGGGCUCUAUACUGUCAGCAGCAGAGUGACUGUGGAGAAGAGACACAGCAACAACAUCACCUGCAGAGUCCAACAGAGGAACACCAAACAGAGCAAAGAGAUACACAUAUAUGUUCCAGAUGAAUUCUUCAUGUUCACACCCAGUUCUGCUAAUCCCAUUAAUAUUGGUUUGGCUGUUAGUUUGGCUGUAAGCAUCAUGUUAAUUAUAAUUGGAGUUUUCUUCGUCUGGAGACAAAACAAAAAAAAUGUCAAGAGUGCUCACUGUGAUGGAUGCAAAGAACAAGAAACCAGAAACCACUCUAAAAGAGACAAAACUGAAACAGACCAAGAGCAGGAGAAGCUCAUGAGACAGAACAUCAGUCCAAUGGAGAAAAAACAGGAAGCUAUCAUGAAUUUUGAGGAAUCCACUGAAGAACUGAAACACCAGCUAAAGAAGAAGGAGGCAGAGAUCAUCGAGCUGAAAAAACAAACUGAGAAUCAACAUGCAGUUGGCGAGAAGUGGAAGAACGCCAAUGAAAAACUGAAAGAGGCUCAUCGACAACUGGAGGAGAAGAAUGCAGAGAUCAGUAACAUGAAGAAAGAAUUUGAGAAAAACCAACAUGUAGCUGAGAAGAAGCUGAAGGAGGCCGAUGAAAAACUGAAAGAGGUUCAUCGACAACUGGAGGAGAAAAAGGCAGAGAUCAGCAACAUGAAGAAAGAAGAGGAAAAACAGGAAGCUGACAAGAAGUUGAGGGGGGAUGACAAACAGGAUUUCCAGCAGGAGAAGAAACAAGCAGAUGACACAAAAAAUGUGGACCAGCAACAGGCGGGCAAACCCAACAAACCACAGACAGGUGACAUCACUUUGGAUGAGGUUGACAGAAGUGGCGACUAUAUCUGUCUGAAAAACGCUUCCAGUGAGAAUAAGGUGAUGACAGGUUGGGAGCUAAAACUACAGAUCAACGACAACGAACCCCUUACACACAAAUUUAAAGAAAACUUUACAAUGAAACCUGGAGAGAUAGUCACUGUACGGCGAGACGGUGCUAGGAACCCAUAUCCUACCAAUGCUGACCUGAGGUGGAUAUACAUGAAAAGCUGGAAGCCCGAAGACACCCUCAAGAUAGAUCUCAUCAGCAGCACUGGAAAAAAGCACAGACUAAACUGA